Messenger RNA from Closterium sp. Naga37s-1, 1023 nucleotides. NCBI's taxonomy places the organism in Eukaryota, Viridiplantae, Streptophyta, Zygnematophyceae, Desmidiales, Closteriaceae. The record is from the annotation of a GenBank genome assembly.
AUGAGGCACGGAGAGGAGCAAGGGCAGCACAGGCACAGCCACCUUCCCCUGAUUGUCCCAGAAGGUUCCUGGAAGGAGGUCUACCGCGGGCUGGUGGAGCUGGAUCGCGAGUGGAAGGUUCCUCCGCAGCUUCCUCUGCAGGCCGUGGGGAGCUCGAGCGAGGAGGAGGGGUGGGGCGCCGAGUGGACUCUCCGAGACGACUUCUUCUGGUUCAGCCAGCCCUUCCCCCAGCUGCAGGAGGCGCGGGAGUCGCUCACCUUCCGCCUGGACCUGCCCCUCUGUCUCAUCACGGGGGUGGAAAUUGUUUCCGGGCAGGAUAUUUGGAAUGCUGUCUGCCCCAACUUUCUCCAGGUGACCGUUGCUCGCUCGCACUGCCCUGUCCCCCCCUCAUUGCACAGGCCUCCCCUCACACCACCACACAGCCCUUGCCACCUCCCCGCACACAAGUCCAAGUGGGGUUCUCCCCCUCCGCCUUCCCCUUCUCCUCCGCCUCCUUCCCCCUGCCCCCCGCCCCCAUCUCCCACCUGCUCCGCCUCCCCCCCUCCGCGCUCGCCCUGGGCAACCAUGUGCGCCUGCUGCUCUCAGGCUCCCCCUGGGGGAGAGGCUGGGCGGAAGGCGGAGGGAUCAUGUGGGGGAACGGCGAAGGGGAGGGCUAUGAAAGGGGCUGGGGGGAAGGGGGUGCCGGAAGGGGGAGUAAGGGGAGGGGGAAGAGUGGCGAGGGGGAAGGUACAUGUGAAGUUACCUGCAGUCGUGGCGGCAUCAGUGGAGCUCAACGCACCUCCCCCUCCCCCCCGGUUCUGCAUAGAACGAGUGCGCGUCUUUGGCAUUCCCCUGGGGGCCCUUCCCCCUCAGAAUACCCUGCAGGCUGCUCUGGUGCAGUAUGCGGUGGGGAGGGAUGGAGGGGAGUUGGACGCGGUGAUGCGGAGUGCGGUGGGUAGGGGUGUGCGGGCGUUGGGGAGUGUGGAGGGGGUGGUGAGGGCGCUGGGGGAGAACCUGGUGGAUGCUUUCGCCUCCGAUGAGUGA